This is a messenger RNA of Globicephala melas (long-finned pilot whale), 1626 nucleotides long. NCBI's taxonomy places the organism in Eukaryota, Metazoa, Chordata, Mammalia, Artiodactyla, Delphinidae. The record is from RefSeq and is a predicted model, not a curated record.
AUGGUUCCCGAGGAGCCGGCCCUGGGGCACAGCAGCCAAGACCGGCCGCCUCCCGGCUGGCCUCUCGCGUCCACGCCCUGCCGACCGCGAGUCACCCCGCCGGGCAACACCGGACGACUCCCGGAGGGCGCUGCCCGCUGUCGGCCCGGCAGCCAUGGGCCCGAAAGGGGGGAGCCUUCCGGGGUCCAGCUCGCUGCCGGGAAGCACCCGCCGUCGCGGUUGGCCCGGCCCACCGGCGGGGCGCCUAAGGCCCGGGCUCGGAUAGGCCCCAGGCGGGGCUGGGGCGGCCGAGGGCCCCUCGAGCCGCGCGGGCCGGUCAUACUGGCGAGCGGCUGGCGCCAGCGGCCGAGCAUUUCCUCUUCCUGCCUACGCGCUGCGCGGCGGCGGCGGCGGCCAGGCCGAGGCCGGGCUCGGGCGCCCGACUGCGGCCUGCCGACGAGCGCGGGCAGCCGCCGCCGCGCCGCCCCGCCGCCCCGCCGCGCCCUCCAGCCGUGGGGCUCCGGGCUGCUAGGCCCGGCGCGGGCUGCGAGAGGCGGGGCCGACGUGCGGGCGGCGGAAGGAGGCGGAGGAGGAGGAAGAGGAGGAGGAGGAGGCGGCGGCCGGGAGCCGGGGAAGAGGGGCGGGGGGUGGGCCGGGGGAGGGGAGGAGCGGGAUUUGCGGAGCGCGGCGCCGCCGCCCGGAGCCGGCGGGCCCGAGAGUGACCGAGUCACGGCGGGCGCCGGCGGAGCCGCGGCGUCGGACCCGCCUCCUGGAGGAGCUCAGCCUCGGCCAGGCCCGUCCCCAUUCCCGCCCCGUGCCGCCUCCCCGCCGCAGCCGCCGCCGCCGCCGCGGGAGCGCUCCGCUGCCCACCCCGCCCCCGCGGCCGAGCCCGGGAGUCGAGUGGGAGUCGGCCGGCCGGCGCGGGCAGCGCCGGGACCCCGCGGGGGACACUGCAGCCGGAGCCCGGGAGGGGCCGCGCCGCCACCGUCUGAACUAGGAUGUCCCGACAUGAAGGUGAGAGGAGCCCCCACCCCCACCGCCAGGGCCUCGGCCUACCCCGCCCGGGCCGGGCGCCGCGGAGGGCGGCCGGGAAUCGGCGGAGACUUGGGCCGAGCCCGAGCCGGGCCCGAGGCGCCGGGCCCGAGAGCGAGCGAGGGCGGAGAGCCGCAGCGCAGCCGCCGCCGCUGCCGCCGACACCGCCGCGGCCCUGAACUGGGCCUGGUGCCGGAGGCGGGGCGACCGGGCAGGCCGGAGGGUUUGCACUGUCAUGGGGCGGGGGAGGGGGAGGGGAGGCGGCGGGGCCCGUUACCGGCGGGAGCCGGGCCCUCGGGACUGAUACCGGACGCCGCGGCCCGCCCGCCCGGCCCCGGAGUCGCUGGGCCCCGGCGCGGCCUAGCGCUCCCGCCGUCCCGGAAGGGCCCGGCGCGGCCGCCGAGCGGGGCCGCAGACGGCGGCAGGAGACCGAGGAGCCGGCCCGGGACCCGGCGGGCGCGUCCGGUCGCCGGGAGACGACGGCGAGCGCCCCUGCCUGCGGGCGACUGCGGGGUGGGCGGGAAGGCUCUGCGGCCGGGGAACGGGAAGCCCCCGCCGCCUGGAGCCCGCCCCGGCCUCGCGGCUAGGCCUCGGCGCGGCCCUGAGCUCGGGUAA